Molecule: messenger RNA, 852 nt
Organism: Phytophthora nicotianae INRA-310
Lineage: Eukaryota; Oomycota; Peronosporomycetes; Peronosporales; Peronosporaceae
Exons: 1
Coding region: 1-852 (283 amino acids)
Source: RefSeq, a predicted model, not a curated record
AUGGAGUUGGUGAUCUUUACUGGAGCGGGCACAUCGAAGUCAUUUGCUUACCUACCUGGGCUGCAACAUGGACUCCGAGACUUCGAAGAGUCGGGUAAGCGUGGCACGCCGGCUCCCGAGUCCGACACUCGAGAUGGGUUUGUUCGCGAAGAAGACAGCCAAGACCAGUAUGGACCACCUAGCUUUGGCAGCUCCUACCUCGAUGAAGACUCCACGUCGGAGGGAAGCAGAGAGGGAAGCGACUCGAACGAACGAGCUCCGCGUUUGAAUGACAGCCGUUCUGAAGCUAGAGACGAUGCGGAACCACCCAAGCAGCGCUCAUUCAGCAAUGCCGUACCACCUGAAGAUAUUCCGAGCAAGUCAAAGCGCAAGAAGUUCACCAAUGCGGAUGAUGUCGCGUUGCUUCGGCAAGUCCAGGCGGAUAUGCCCUUUAAGGCAGCCAAGGGCGGGGUGAUGGCGAGUUGGGAUUCGCUCGCCAACAAUUUAAAGACGCUCAAAAAUUUCUCCAAGAAGGACACCAUCUCGGGGAAAUCUGCGCAGGCAAGAUUCAACACGCUCGUGAUUUCUUAUCGCAAGUUCGACAGGAAGUCAGAGGGCGCGUCGGACAUUGAUCAGCGCUACGCGGAGAAGAGACAACUGCUCGAUGACCUUGUUUCGCAGUUCGAUGAGCAUGAGCGAGAUGAAGCUCGUCGUACCCGAGAGCUGAAGGAUAAGCUCGCGGCAGAAGAGAACGCAGGCAAAGUUAUGCGAGACGCUGGCCUGAAGCGCAUGAAGGAGCGUAAAAAGAAGGCGAGGAUCAAGCUGAUGCGGACAAGAGUGCCAAGCGUUACAAGCCCAGCGUCAUCGACUUGA